Mizuhopecten yessoensis (Yesso scallop) is the source of this 1317-nucleotide messenger RNA. RefSeq names its product b(0,+)-type amino acid transporter 1-like. Bases 308 to 1297 code for a protein of 329 amino acids. Gene Ontology annotation, biological process: amino acid transmembrane transport. Gene Ontology annotation, cellular component: membrane. NCBI's taxonomy places the organism in Eukaryota, Metazoa, Mollusca, Bivalvia, Pectinida, Pectinidae. The record is from RefSeq and is a predicted model, not a curated record. Gene Ontology annotation, molecular function: L-amino acid transmembrane transporter activity. The transcript has 7 exons.
GCUAGGUUGUUUACAACCUUAGUCAUUUAUCACAUCGUUCUUUAAUCAAGCCACACCAAAAUUUUAAUAUAACUGUCUCAAUACCCAGAAAAUGUUUUAUAAUGACACCUUAGUCUGUUUCUGUACAAUAUUGGACCAAGUAGUUCAACAAUUUUACAAUCCAGUCAUUUGCGCUUUGGAAAAAUGGUUGGCUUGAUUAUGGAGGGUCCGCUGUAGUCCAGUAAGACCCAAUAUCAGGACGGUUCUGAUCAUCUUUGUUUCUCGCAGAAACCUGCCACGACUGGUGAAAAUCAUCAUCCCUUCCGUCAUGGUCAUCUACCUGCUUACUGUGACGUCAUACUUCACUGUACUUACAGAGGAGGAGAUGGUUGGAGCUCAUUCCUUUGGUGUGUUAUGGGGGAGAAAAGCACUUGGAAAAGCAGCUUUCAUCAUUCCUAUAGGUGUCGCUAUGGUGGCGUUAGGAAACGCCAAUAACACUUUUCUUUCUUCUGGCAGACUAUCCCAGUUCUCCGUUCAUGAUGGCUACAUACCGGAUGUCUUGUCGUUUGUUCAUGUAAAAACCAAAGCACCACUUCCGGCAAUCAUAUUGCGCGCGGUGAGUGGUGUAGUGAUUGCCCUGGCGGUGGACGUGUCACAGAUGGUGCGUUUCUGGGUGUUUACCGUGUGGUUAUUCCAUGGACUUGCGGUUGGUGGACUGCUUAUCAUGAGGAUCCGAAAACCACACCUAGACAGACCAUAUAAAGUUAACAUAAUCAUUCCGUUCCUGGUGACCUUAGGCUCGGUCUAUUUAAUCUUGGCGCCCUUCAUUGCGAACGAGCCCCGACCCGAGUUCAUCUUUUCCCUGUGUCUGGCCGCCCUCUCGAUGCUGUGCUACUUCCCAUUCGUACGCUGGAACUGCAGCGAACAUAUGAGUGGUGGCAAAUUCACAGACAAACUUACAGUUUUUCUUCAGCUGUUUUUGAACGUUUCACCAUUUAUCAAGCGGUACAAGCGGAGGUUACGUACUAAACGCCGCCACGGACCUGCUACAGUGAGCCCUGUUGUCCCGGAUAAGCCGGUUGUGCAAGAACCUAGUUCUCCAUCCUCGGACAUGCCUUUCUCUGACACCAUGUCCAUUUUUACUAUUGACACUAUAGAUGAUCUCGACGAUACAAUGACUGUUGAUGACCGGGAGUCGGUUGUUUCAUUCAAUACUAACUAUUCUUACCGAACAAACCUGUCGUUCCGGACGCGAUCUUCAAGUUCCAGUUCUCGACCACCACCGUAUGAAGAGGCCAUUGAAAUAACAAAACUCUGACACAAGCUUAAAUUUUGACC